This is a messenger RNA of Saprolegnia parasitica CBS 223.65, 1032 nucleotides long. RefSeq lists its product as hypothetical. The transcript has 9 exons. Lineage: Eukaryota; Oomycota; Saprolegniomycetes; Saprolegniales; Saprolegniaceae. Gene Ontology annotation, biological process: microtubule-based movement. The coding region runs from base 10 to 1008 and encodes 332 amino acids. The record is from RefSeq and is a predicted model, not a curated record.
UUGGCGACGAUGAUGAACAUGGAGAAGCAUGCGAUCGUCCUCGACGUCGGGAGUCGGUACCUCAAGAGCGGGAUCUCGGGCGAGCGCAGCCCCCGGUCGGUCCUCCGCUACGAUCUCGCCGAGAAGCUCCUCCAGACGCCACCGCUCUCCAAGGCCCAGUGGCACGACUACAUGGGCGGCCAUCUCUACCGCGUAUGCUUUCACGACCUCCGCGUGACACCCAAGAGCCGAAGGUUCGUCGUCUGCGAGGACUUGCUCCUCCCGCGCAACCUGCGCGAGGCCAUCCACGACGUCCUCCUUCUCGUCUUCAAGGCCAAGCAUCUGCUCUUCGUGCCCGCGACGACCACGGCGCUGUACGCGACCAGCCACGUGACGGCGCUCAUAGUCGACGUCGGCUGGCUCGAGACGCGGGUUCUCCCAGUCUUUGAGCGCAUGCCGAUCCUCUCGGCCUACAAGACGACCGGUCUCGCGAGCCAGUAUGCAUGCGCCGGCCUCAAGGGCUACAUCCCGACCCGCGAUACACCCGUCGAAGACAUCCUCGAGCGCGCUUGCUUUGUCCUCCCCGCGUCCUCCGAGGCUCUUGUCGUUGAAGACGCCGAGUUCUUUGCGUAUACCCCAAAAGCGGUCACGCUGCCCGCGGCUGCCCGCCACGAGUGCUUGGAACCGCUCUUCACCGGCACGGACGAGCUUGUCUCGAUCCCCGAUGCGAUUCUCGACUGCUUGGCCAAGUGCCCCGUCGAUACCCGAAAGGCGCUGUCGGAAAACAUCCUGUGCAUUGGUGGCACGUGCAUGCUGCCCGGCUUUCGCGCACGGCUCCAGCACGAGCUCCAAGCAGAGCACAUGUCGGCGCGCGUCGUGGCGACUGCGUUCCCGCCCAACCUCAUGACGUGGGUCGGUGCCUCCGUCUAUGGCUCAACGUCCGAUGCCAUGGCAGUGUCGCUCUCGCAGAGCGAUUACGCAGCGCAUCCGGUCGUCGACGACUGGAUGAAGAUCCACGAAGCCCCAUAAGAUUGGAAUAGGUCAAGCAACACG